Molecule: messenger RNA, 555 nt
Organism: Penaeus vannamei (Pacific white shrimp)
Lineage: Eukaryota; Metazoa; Arthropoda; Malacostraca; Decapoda; Penaeidae
Source: RefSeq, a predicted model, not a curated record
CUUAUCGGGAAGCAUCUGAAGCGCCGUUACAGGAGGGACGUCGAUUCCAUGGAGGAGGACGUUGCAACAGAAAUUGCUGUGGCCCAGAAGAUGGACUCUGCUGGUUGCGUGGCCAAGCUCUUGUGCGAAAUCGAGGCCAUGUCCGCUGACCAGCUCACGCCAGCCAUGUCCACCUUCAAGACCGCCUUCGACAACAACAGCAACCUCAAGGGAUCCCGAGGCGUCUACGACCUGGCCAUCACCUUCGGCUCCAAGUUCGCCAAGAAAGACGCCAAGGCCUGCAGCGCCCUCUUCGACAAGUGCGUCCUCUCCAGGGACGAUCUCUCCUUCAUGCUGGAUUCCACCUUCUCAUGCUAGUCAUGAGCACCGCAUUCUUACACUAAGCACCUCACAAUCACACCAUCACCAAGCAUACACGCAGGCAGACUGAGUGGAUCGGAGUCGUCACUGUGACCGAAGGUAGCUUUCAGACUGUCACUGACUGGACCUGAGAGUCACAGUGAAUAUCUGCAGUGUUCAUAACGCUAUUCAUUCUUUCUCACCAUCAAGUGAAAU